Messenger RNA from Sebastes umbrosus (honeycomb rockfish), 2661 nucleotides. RefSeq names its product reticulon 4 receptor-like 2 a (gene rtn4rl2a). The record is from RefSeq and is a predicted model, not a curated record. The transcript has 4 exons. Gene Ontology annotation, cellular component: plasma membrane. The coding region runs from base 222 to 1601 and encodes 459 amino acids. Gene Ontology annotation, molecular function: protein binding. NCBI's taxonomy places the organism in Eukaryota, Metazoa, Chordata, Actinopteri, Perciformes, Sebastidae.
AUUCAUUCAUGACCCCCGGAUCGGUGACGUAGGAGAUUCCUCGGUGCCCACUGCCGUAGGCAAUAACGGCAUGCUGGAGUAUAAAUGGGACACUGGUAGCCAUCAACCGGCACACUCUCAGUCGCUCCGAUCCGACUCGGGAACCAGCGCAUCAGCGGAGAUAGCAGGCUUUAAUUUAACAACCUAUCUAGGCUAACUCGCUUUUGGGCUUUUGGUUCAGGAUGGACACCUCUUCGAUUUCUCGGAGCCGACGAUGCUCCAUCAUGCGCAACUGCAAAAGCGGUCUCUCCCUCUGGUUAGUGGUGUGGCUGGUCCUCGGCAAGCCAAGUCCGGCUUCGGCGUGCCCGCACUUGUGCGUGUGCUACCCGACGCCCAUGACUGUGAGCUGCCAGGCGCAGAACUUCACCACCGUGCCGGUCGGAGUGCCCUAUGAGUCGCAGCGUGUAUUCCUCCAGAACAACCGCAUCACGGAGCUCAGAGUUGGCUCUUUUGGCUUCGGGACUCAGGUCCUGUGGCUGUUCUCUAACAACAUCACGUGGAUUGAGGCAGGGGCCUUCAGUGAACUGAGGGACUUGGAGGAGUUGGACUUGGGGGACAACCACAACCUCCACAGGCUGGAGGGGGGAGCCUUCCGCGGCCUAGAGAAACUCCAGAGCCUCCAUAUGCACCGCUGCAAACUCACUGCCCUGCCUCAUGACCUCUUCCACAAGCUUUACAGCCUGCAGUUCCUCUACCUGCAGGAGAAUAAUCUUCACUUCCUGCAGGACGACAUCUUCUCUGACCUCAUCAACCUGAGCCAGCUUUUCCUGCACGGCAACCGCAUCCGCACCCUCUCGGAGAACGUGUUCCGCGGCCUCGUCAACCUCGACCGCCUCCUCCUCCACGACAACCGCGUCAGGCAGGUGAACCGCCGCGCCUUCCGCGACCUCGGCCGCCUGACGAUGCUCUUCCUCUUCAACAACUCCCUGGCCGAGCUGCCCAGCCAGACCCUGAGGGACACCCAGGGCAUCGAGUUCCUCCGCCUCAACGCCAACCCCUGGUCCUGCGGCUGCGAGGCCCGCGGCCUGUGGGAGUGGUUCCGCGAGGCCCGCGUGUCUUCGUCCGAAGUGAUCUGCGCCUCCCCUUCCGCCCGCCGCAACCAGGACCUCCGCUUCCUUCGCGAGAUGGACUUCGCACUCUGCCCCCUGCCCGACCCCGGCUCCAUCGCAGGCUCCACCACCACCACCUUCAGCACCAAGACCCGCUGGUGGUUCCACAAGAACAAGCCCCAAUCGUCCACGAAAGGCCUGUUUGAGAAAUCCUCGGAGACGGUCAAAGCUGGUUUGUACGGUAAAGGCCCAUCCACAACCACCUCAGUGGUCAAGUACGAGCUGGGGGAGGAAGAGCUGGCGCUGCCCAAACUCGACGCAGAAGAGUACUGGGAAAACUACGGCAAUGAGGACUCUGGUGUCACCCUGCGAUGCGUAGAGCUCGAGUGUCCGCCUGAGUUCGACAUGCCUCCAUCUUCCUCCUCUCCCUCGUCCUCCUCACCCUCUUUCCUCACACUACUGGCCCUAACUGUUUCCAGCCUCUGCCUCAACCUCCACCUGCUAUUCGGCUGAAUGUGACUCUUAGCACCACAUCCCUUCGCCUUCUAGCCUGUUUUAAAGGCUGCGAGGACACCUGUUAGACUCUACACCCCCUUUGCCCGCUUUGCUGUUAGCCAAAUCCUCAAGGCACAGCGAGGGAGAUAGGGGGACGGUUAGAUUCUGAAUCUACCACCUACAGGGCUUAACACUUUUCACAUACAUCUAUAAUACUCUACAGGUAUGGCUUUCUGUGUCUCACCUGUAUGGUGUCACGUUAUGAUUCCCUGCAAUCAGGGCAACGAGGGCUGAGUCCAUCACUUAAUAUCAGUGCAAUUUGAUAGCAGUUGUGAAUGCUGUUGUCAAUUUUGUCACCUUGACUUAGUUAUAACUACUAUUGCUAUUAGUGCAUCCAAUUAUUUGGUUGCCACUAAGAUUACUGUUAGAAACAGUGCACAGUAAUGACAAUACUGUAACCACUUAAAGUGUUAUGUAAAUAGGUACGUAUUUUUGUGAUAUUUGAUAUCUGUGGUCCAAUUUCAUCUUCAUCUAGGAGAGAAGGCUAGUGCUUCUACAGGACAGAGCACAGUGAGUUCACUGGGAGACAGAGAGGAGAAGACAAUAUACUGUGAAGCUGGGGAGGGUAGGGAAAACAAAGAGAGAGAGGAGAGAGAGGGAAAUGCAGGGACGUCAGCGAAGAAGGAAAGACGGAGAGGAAAAUUACAGGGAGAAGAACGGGAGGGGUUGUUCUACGAAACAGGAUUAGAAAGAGCGAGAGAGAAAGGGAGGGAGGAGGUGGACAGGGUUCACGCAGCAAUAAGAAAAGAGGCAGCGAGAAUACAGCGGGACACUGUGAGAAGACGGUGCUGGCGGUAGAAGCAAAAGUAAUAAAUCCACUAGUCAUUCCAUUCAUCCGAAUCACACCGUUUUCUGUAAACGUGGUGUCGUUUUCGACAACCACAGGGAAAGAAUGCUUCCUGUCAGGAAGCCAGAGAUAUUUGGUUUGUGGAUGUCUUUCUGUGACAUAUUGAUAUACUGUGUAAAGAUUGUUGAUUUUGAUGCUGAUGAAGAUCUUGAUAAAAAAAUGUAUACCGAA